AUGAGUCCAUUCAUGACACAAAGGACCAAAAGCAAAUUUGUAUUUGCAGGCCCAUCAAGAUCUGCUGAGACACUUUUCAAAUAUAUAGCUCCCGAGCAAGUCCCUAUUCAGUAUGGUGGCUUGAGUGUGGAUUACUGUGACUGCAACCCCGAAUUCACUAUUGCUGAUCCUGCUACCGAGAUGACUGUAAAACCAGCAACCAAGCAAACUGUGGAAAUUAUAAUUUAUGAGAAAUGUAUCCUUGUUUGGGAGUUGCGAGUUGUGGGAUGGGAGGUGACUUAUAGCGCGGAAUUCGUGCCCGAUGCUAAAGAUGCAUACACAAUUAUAAUAACAAAACCCACAAAAAUGUCCCCAACCGAUGAGCCGGUGGUGUGUAACAGCUUCAAAGUUGGUGAACUGGGAAAAAUAUUGCUCACAAUCAACAACCCCACCUCAAAGAAGAAGAAACUUCUUUACAGGUUCAAGAUCAACCCCUUCUCAGAUUGA
This is a messenger RNA of Dovyalis caffra, 486 nucleotides long. The record is from the annotation of a GenBank genome assembly. NCBI's taxonomy places the organism in Eukaryota, Viridiplantae, Streptophyta, Magnoliopsida, Malpighiales, Salicaceae.